This is a messenger RNA of Colletotrichum lupini, 2805 nucleotides long. RefSeq lists its product as uncharacterized. The transcript has 21 exons. The record is from RefSeq and is a predicted model, not a curated record. The coding region runs from base 1 to 2805 and encodes 934 amino acids. NCBI's taxonomy places the organism in Eukaryota, Fungi, Ascomycota, Sordariomycetes, Glomerellales, Glomerellaceae.
AUGUGCUAUACCCUCCGACGGCCAUAUUUGCAUGCUAAUUUCGUCCUAAGAGUCGUUCACCUCUAUCCGUACUCCCAUGCAGAUCACUGGGCAGAACGGGCUGAAUACCACGAGAAGGCCCAGUGUUUACAGGCCUAUGCUCCCAUCUCAACAAAGCUUCAGGUGCUAUGUCUACCCCUUCAUUCGGCAACAUCGAAAUGUCAUUACGAUCAGCCUGGGCACUUUGAGCUUAAAGACCUGACUCUCGAUUAUGAGAUAAAAUCAAAGUUCACAAGUCAUCAAGGCAUGAAAAGGCCUGGGAUUGCGUGGGCAGACGAGGGAGCGCCAAGCGCCGUCACAUUGUAUGUCAGGGAAGUAAAACACUGCGCUUGCAAUUACUCUCAAGAAGGGCUUAACAACAAGGACUCAAGACUCUGGAGUGUCGCAACUCGGAUUCCCCAUCCUAUGCGUGGAGCUAUCACCAACCUUAAAAAGUUCUGGUCCCUGAAAACCCUGACAGGAGCUCUUUGCCUGCCGGUUGCACACUGCUACAUACCCUGGGAGGUUGGCUGUUUCUCCCUCCAAAACGGGCAGGGACAUCGUCUCCUACCGACUCAGGCACCGCUUGGUCAGCCGUCCCGUAUCCGAUGGGGAGCGCUCUACGGAACCUUUCCCGACUUUCUCGAAGCCCCUCCUUCACGCUCCCGAGCCGUGCCAAGACCGGGUACCCUCCGUUCCGCCAGCGCCAUCUGUGACGAACCUCUUGCACCUGCUGUUAGCUGCAUCAUCGUGACUGCAAACAUUACACCGCUCGAGGGGCAGGUUUUUCCUUUUGACUCUGCAGUCAAGGUCAUUUUACUGGCUGAUCGCGAUCCACGUCACAGCGUUUUCCUUACUGUCGCUUUCAGUUUGUGGCGCAGCAAGACUUGCUUUAACGAAACUCUGAACUCUCACAGAGAGCAAUCCCAAAGACAAAAUUAUGGGAAUUUACAGAAAGUUCAGAAGCAGAACGAAAUAUACACCGUCAUUAGGUUAGUUAUCGCACUCGGAAAGGCUUUUCCACGAAUACUGUCCCGGCCGGCACGACUCUCGACCACGGAUCCCACCCAGAAGUUGGAAGCUUCCAUUGAGGGCCUCGCCUCUCGGGUGGCUGAUGCUCCCUCGCCUCUCCCAAAGGGGAUUCCGGACAACCCCCAAGCCCGCCCACUUCACGACCUCAGAAGAAUUGUUCCGUACGGGAAGCGGGAGGGAGCUGAGAGAGACUGGGAGCAGGGCUCUUGCGAGAAUCAAGGGACUUUACACGUGUCCUUGUGCACUCGUCUUGACUCUACCUGCAUACGUCAAUCAGGAUAUGGCCACUCUCUAUUGAUACACGUGGAAGCACGGCUACCGUUCCACGGUGCUCAGUGGGGAUCGAUCCCGGGAAUCUUUCCGCCCGGUCCGCACGCAGCCACUUGCGAAUCGUGGGCAGCAACGUCCCAUGAUGUUAUUGCACCCAACCAGCAACAAACUCUCUUCUUCUCUUGGCCCUUUGCCAUGCCCCGAGAAACGAGUCAGAGGGCGGAAGGCUUCACUGUCAGGGUUCUCGCCUCAGUAAACAUCAAUUUUGAGCAGAAAAAGGCGUGCUCGGGAUUGCCUCGGAAAGAAAAGCCAUGGGGGCCCCGCCUGAUGCUAUUGUCGGACCUGGCCCGGUUGCUGAUUCAGACGACAGCCCACUAUCGCCCUGGAACUUCCGAUUGUUGGUACAGCAGUCGGAGGUGGACCGUUUCUAUGCGUAACAAACGGCGGGUCUUCUCGUUAGUCAUUGCGGAAUGGGCCGCUGGGACGCUUGAUAAUCAUGUACUGCGCAACGAGGCCCAUUCCGAGGCUCUUCCUGACUCGAGUCCGAGGUUCAUUAUCGCAAUAUCUGUGUCAAUUCUAGUAGGAUUACCAUCUCAGGCGGAGCAGCCACGGCAGCCUGUAAACUGGGGUGUACCAAUCAGAGCCACCCGCCUCUUCCAGCUCCUGGAAGCGGCAUCUGGCCGGCAACUCGUAGCCAUUGGACCGGACGUUGAAUUGGACGAAAUGCAGCAUGCCGCCAAGGCAUUGUCUCCGUACGGCUUAGACUUCCAGACCUCGGUGAAGGCGACGGACGCCGGUGUUGGAGGAGGCCUUUGGACUCAGACGCCAAGAAGGUUGGAAAAGUUCGAGAAAAAGUCUAUACCAUCCGAACUAUCGAAUUAUGUGCCUGUGUCAUCGAAUGCUAGCAUUCAGAGAGCUGCAAGUCACUCACGUCUCUCGCUCUCUCACACACACGCUUUGACAAACGCACACCCACCCACACUGAUCACCCCUACGUUCACCCCCUCGCCCACAAGUCAGCUACCACCAGGAUCAUUAACCACAUCCAUAUCUCGUGACAGCAUUCGAUCCUGGGAGGCGCCAAGCAAAAUAUCCGUGGUGGGGGUGGCAUCGUACCAGGGGACCCAGAUGUUCAGAGGUCUCGCCAUGAACCACGAGCCGGACCCGAAGUGCGCCAACGACUUCGGAGGAGCUCGGGGUGCCAAGCAUAUUGGUGGUGCAUGUUGUGGCCUUGUUCAAUUCCCAACCAAUAGCACAUCCAUCCUGACUUUUCAGCCCGGCGGGCCCUGGUGGGAAUUUGACUUUCGCAUCCCUGAUGACAAGCACUCGUACUUGUAUAGCAAACCUUGGUCCUCAAGAAGGUUUGCGCUAUUGAUAUCCCUCCAAUUCAUUUGUCUGGACGGAGAGAUCACCGUGAUCACCUGCUGCCUGCAAAGUUUGGUUGCACUUGAAGCGGUCAACAAGGCUGAACUGAAACACCAAUAA